AUGCCAAAUGGAACCUUUAUUAUCCCAUCGACCGGCGAACGAUCCCGCCGUCAAUUCACCCUACGAGGCUCGAGCAGCCUGUCAUUUGCGAGACACCGGAGCGAGAUUCGCGAGGCUGCCGUCGAGACGUUUGGCGAGCGAGCCAAGGCGGCAGCCCACAACACGAAAGACCGGGCUGUGGCGCUGGCCAAGUGGUUCGGUACGGAAGAGGGCCAUACCGUCCUCAAAUGCACAUUUGCAUACCUGCUGGGUAGCUGUGGUACCUUUGUGCCGCCGCUGUCCAAUUUCCUGGGCCACCGCGAUGGCAAGCACAUUUCCGCCACCAUCACCGUCUACUUCCACCCGGCACGCACCGUCGGGUCCAUGAUCGAGGCCGUCCUCACCGGCGUCUGCGCCGUCCUCUAUGCCGAGAUUGUCGCGUGGAUCUCCAUGGGUAUCGUGGCUUGGGGAAGGCACACCCUUGACAAUGUGCUGCCAGCGCACGCCCUCAUCCUCGUCUUCUGCAUCGGCGGCGGGCUGGGGUUUGUGGGUUGGGUCAAGCAGAGAUUGAACCGACCCCUCGUCAACGUCGCCACUACGCUGGCCUCCAUCUCCAUCAUCACCGUGGUCACAAAGGAGGAGUCGGUGCAGGACGGCUUCUUCUCCGCCGAGAAGCCCGUGCAGAUGCUGAAGCUUCUGAUUCUGGGCAUCGCUAGCAGUGCCGCCGUCAACCUUCUCGUCUGGCGCCACUCUGCUCGCCGAGAACUGCGCGAGGAUCUGGGCAAGGCCUCGUUGGCCCUCAGCGACCGACUCUCCUUCAUCACAAGGGGCUUCCUGGCCGGGAUUGAGGAGGAGGUCAACAGCCCCGAAUACUCGGCCGCCAUGUCCAGCUACGACAAGGCUUAUUCGCACAUGACCAAUACGCUCCACGAUGUCAAGAACGAGCACUACGUCUGCGGCCGCGAGAAGAUCUACGACCUCGACAAGAAGCUUGUAAAGGGUCUGGAGACGGUGUCCCAGGCCAUCGGCGGCCUGCGAAGCGCCCUGGAUACCCAGCUCGUCCUCCUGAAGGAAGCACCCCCGGCGACUCCCCAACCGUCGAGCCUGAGGGGGCCCUUGUCUCCUACGGCCGACGAUGUGCUGGGGGGCCUGGCCGUCAUCGCUGAAUCGGACGAACGAGCCGAUGGCACCAGGUCACCACCUCGCACGCCUCCACCCCAGUCGGACCUGGCGUUUGGGAGGGCUCCUCUGUUCCGCAGCCCUUCCGACAUCUUUACCUACUUCCUCGAUCUGCUCGGCCCGUCCAUGAAGUCGUUUGCCUUCACCCUCUCGGAGAUGCUGAGGGAGUCGUCGUUUGGCGAGGACCCCAUGAAGGACAUCAAUGUCAAUGACCAGCUGCGGGAGAGUCUUGGGGAAGCCCUCACCCUCUACAAGGAAUCGCGGGCCAAGGCUCUCCGUGAAUUCUAUCGCACCAUCGAGAUGGGACGGUCCAGGUCCCAGGCGAUCGAGGCCGACAUCGAGGAGGUGGCUGCCGCCUGCGGCCAUUUCUCCUCCAGCUUGCAGGCUGUCGCCGAGGAGCUGGGCGCCUACCUCGACACCCUCGACUAUCUCAAGUACAUGACGGAGAACAGCCGUCGCACCUGGCACUUCCUGAAGUUUUGGAGGAAGCUCUCGUGGCCGUUUGCCAAGAAGACCGGCGUCCAGCUGGGCGACCCGGAAGAGCACUUCACGCCGCCACCUCCACCAGCCGUCACCGGGCCCAGAAGGUCUGCUAUGCCCAAGGGCAUACCGGAUGAGAUGAUCCAGCGCAGGGACGUAUUCAACUGGGAAGCCUCCCCGCAAGCCAGCGCUAUCUUGCGGAGCGUGUCGCAAAAGGUCCUCCGUAUGGCGAGACAGGUGAUGCGCGAGGAUGUCCUCUUCGGCAUCAAGGUCGGCAUCGGCGCCAUCCUGUGGGCGCAGUUUGCCUUCAUCCCCAGCACCCGGCCCAUCUACCAGACCUGGCGAGGCGAGUGGGGUCUGCUGUCCUACAUGAUCGUCAACGGUAUGACGACGGGAGCUGCCAACACGACGGGUCUCUCGCGAUUCUACGGUACCAUCAUCGGCGGCGCGUGCGCCUGUCUGGCCUGGAUCGUGGGCCAGGAGAACCCCUUCCUGCUGGCCUUUUGCGGCUGGCUUAUGGCCCUGGGUAACUUUUACCUGAUUACCAUCAAGAACGCGCCCCUUGGCCGCAUGAGUCUGCUGGCCUACAAUGUCAUCGUCCUGUACGCCUACAGCAUCUCGCAGCAGGUCGACGAUGACGACGAUGACGAGGGCGGCACGAGUCCCCUGAUAUUCGACAUUGCCUUCCAUCGGCUGCUGUCGGUGACCCUGGGAAUCAUCUGGGGUAUCCUCGUUUGCCGAGUCUUGUGGCCUAUCUCGGCUCGCCGCAAGUUCCGCGAGGGUCUACCGGUUCUGUACCUCCAGCUGGGGCUCAUCUGGAAGAGAGGUCCCCUGGGAACCAAGCUGGCGAGCGAAGAGGUGGUAGACUAUAUGCGCGAGGGAGAGCAGAUGGCUCUCCAGAAAUACGUCUCCAAACUCGAGACACUCCGCGGUUCCGCGCAGGCCGAGUUUGAGCUCCGCGGGCCCUUCCCCUACGCGGCGUACGGCCGCAUUAUGCGAUCCACGCGACGCAUCCUCAACGGCUUCUACGCCAUGCGCGUCCUGACGCAGAAGCGCUCCUGCCUGUCAGAGGGCGAGCGCGCCAUUCUCGAGUUCACCAUCGACGAGCGGGCCCAGCUGUGCGAGCGCAUCUGCCACAUCUUCCAGGUCCUUGCCUCGUGCAUCAUGCUCGAGUACCCCUUGACUGACGCCAUCCCCACCGUCGACAGCAGCAAGGACCGCCUGCUCAACAAGAUCUACCAGUUCCGCAGGGAGCACACGUCCGUCAACCAGCUCAACGGGCUCAGCUCUCCCGAGGUCGGCGGCGGUGCCACGGCUCCUCCACGCGCUGCCGUGUACGACGAGGAGGACUACGCCCUCCUCUAUGCCUACACUCUCGUCACUGGUCAGGUCGCCGAGGAGCUGAAGAAGGUGCGCAGGGAGAUUGAGGAGCUAUUUGGUGUGUUGGGUGAGAACUCACUCUUGCUGCAGUAA
Molecule: messenger RNA, 3111 nt
Organism: Geosmithia morbida
Lineage: Eukaryota; Fungi; Ascomycota; Sordariomycetes; Hypocreales; Bionectriaceae
Exons: 2
Coding region: 1-3111 (1036 amino acids)
Source: RefSeq, a predicted model, not a curated record